UCCGUCGAGUUCUUGUGUUAGUUCCCACCGAGUCUUCGUCCUCCUUGACUUCUCGCCUGUCGGAUUCUUCCCGAUCCAAAAUGCCGAUCGGCAAGCUCGAAGUCCUCCUCGUGGGAGCCAAGGGGUUGGAGAACACGGAUUUCCUCUGUAACAUGGAUCCCUAUGUGGUCAUUACAUGCCGUACACAGGAACAGAAAAGUAGUGUUGCGUCAGGAAAAGGAACUGAACCAGAAUGGAAUGAGACAUUUUUGUUCAACCUUUCUGAAGGAGUCUCUGAAAUUUCCCUUAAGAUAAUGGAUAGUGACAAUCUCUCUGAUGAUGACUUUGUUGGACAAGCCAGCAUCCCUUUGGAACCUUUAUUCACUGAGGGAAGCCUUCCUCCGGCAGUUUAUAAUGUGGUCAAGGAACAAAGAUACUGUGGAGAAAUCAAAGUAGGACUGAACUUCAUUCCAGAGGAACCAAGAUAUACUGAAAGGUGUUUCGAGCAAGAGGACUUCGGCGGCUGGAAGGAAUCAUCAUAAAAGAACUGUACUACGCCAAUUUUGGGUUUCUGAACGUUUGGAAUGAACAUUGUGUUGAAUUAAUCUUUCUCUCUCUCUCUCUCUCUCUCUUUCUCUCACAUAUGAUCGAUCUGAUGGAUAUCGGGAAAGAGAGCUGAAGGAAUCCUCAUAAAAGAACUGUAGCAUGCUAACUGUGGAUUUUUGAACAUUUGGAAUGAACAUUGUGUUGAAUUUA
Molecule: messenger RNA, 735 nt
Organism: Nymphaea colorata (pocket water lily)
Lineage: Eukaryota; Viridiplantae; Streptophyta; Magnoliopsida; Nymphaeales; Nymphaeaceae
Product: elicitor-responsive protein 3
Exons: 5
Coding region: 81-521 (146 amino acids)
Source: RefSeq, a predicted model, not a curated record